AGUUUCACUUUAAAGUUCUCCUGGAAACCAAUGACGUCGCAGCCGUAUUGAAUUCCUAUUGGUCCAGACCGGCCUCUCCCUCUCCCUCCGUCUCUUGUUCGCAGGUUUCCUGGUCAGUGCGUCUGAUGCUGGAGUCGGAGUCACGUCUCUGUGGAUAAUCUCAUCGAGCCGUUCUUCUGAAUACAUCGAUAUGAAGGCGCUAACAGGGCUGCUGCUGUUGGUCUUUGCUCACGGUGUGUCCUCAGUGCUUCACUCUCUGCAGUAUUUCUACACGGCGUCGUCUGGACUCACAACCUUCCCAGAGUUUGUGAUUGUUGGGAUGGUGGAUGGAGUUCAGUUUAACUACUAUGACAGCAACACCCAGAGAGUAGUCCUCAAACAGGACUGGAUGGAGCGGCACACCAGAAAGGACCCCGACUACCUGGAGAGGAACACUGGAAUCUAUCUGGGUUCCCAGCAGGUCUUCAAAGCCAUGAUUGGGAUUCUGAAAGAGAACUUUAACCAGAUAGGAGGUAUCCACAUAUAUCAGUGGAUGUAUGGUUGUGAGUGGGAUGAUGAGGAUGAUUCUACUGAUGGUUAUGAGCAGUAUGGUUAUGAUGGAGAGGACUUCAUAUCGUUGGACCUGAAGACCCUGACCUGGGUCGCUGCAGUACCUCAGGCUGUCCCCAUCACACAGAGUUGGAAUGAGGAUGAAGCUAGAUUACAAUACCUGAAGUACAACCUCAUGAGUAUCCACAUAUAUCAGAGGAUGUUUGGUUGUGAGUGGGAUGAUGAGGAUGAUUCUACUGAUGGUUAUGACCAGUAUGGUUAUGAUGGAGAGGACUUCAUGUCGUUGGACCUGAAGACCUGGGUCGCUGCAGUACCUCAGGCUGUCAGCACCACACAGAUAUUGAAUGAGGAUAAAGCUAGAUUACAAUACCUGAAGUACAACCUCACCAAGCAGUGUGUUGGUGGGCUGAAGGCGCUCCUGUUCUAUGGGAAGAGCACUCUGCAGAGAACAGAGCGUCCGCGGGUGUCUCUGCUCCAGAGGAGCCCCUCCUCCCCAGUGGUGUGCCAUGCUACAGGCUUCUACCCUGACAGGGUGGUGGUGUUCUGGAGGAGAGACGGCCAGGAGCUCCAUGAGCAGGUGGACCCCGGGGAGGUCCUCCCCAACCACGACGGGACCUUCCAGGUCAGCGUGGACCUCAACCUCACGGCCGUCCCACAGGAGGACUGGGGGAGGUACGAGUGUGUGGUCCAGCUGAGAGGCAUCGAGGACAUCUCCACCCCCCUGGACCCCGCCCUCAUCAGGACCAACGGGGGCAAGAGUGGCAUCACCAAUCCCAUCAUCAUUGGGGUCCUUGUUCUCCUCCUCGUUGCUGCUGCUGCUGUUGUUGGAGUCUUUGUGUACCAGAAGAGGAACGAUUCAGACAAGCGACACAAACCAGUUGGUUCUGACACCAGCUCUGAGAACACUGAGGGGCAGAAUCCGGCUCCUGAGGCCCAACCUCUGACCACAGGUCAAAGUUAAAUCAUGAAGAGGCUUCCUAAAGCAGGAUGCAGUGGAUCGCAGUUCAUUUAUAAUCCUUACAAACAGGCUUGGGACUUCAGCUAACUAAAGAUGCUGUAUUUGCUUAAUAACAAUAACAUUCAUACUUAACUUUAUCUUGAUAACAACCAUUUAUCCGUAAAAAUUGUAAAUCAAUUAGAUCGCUGUAUUUCUGAUAGAUUUGAUUAACUCAGCUGGCUUAAACCUGCCUAAUCUUUCACUGAUGCUUGGAAACCAUGGCAACACGACCUUGCAACAACGGCUAGCACAAUCGAGCUAGGCUGCUCUAGCAUGAAUAGUUUUUUUUUGUAUUUUUACAAAAAAAUUGGAAUUGGAUUAAAUAUUAAUCUAAAUGUAAAAGUCGCUGUACUCUUGUUUGGGGUUAUUUGGUCAAUAUAAUCCCCCAAAAAAUCAGAAAAUAUUCUCAAUAUACGCUUUUUAUAGGUUAGGUCCUUUCAUUUAGUGAAGUUAUUGGGCUUUGUGUGACCAGAGUUCAUAUCUUUGAUGAUCUUCCUCCACUAGCGUCCUGAUAUCAGAUGUCUUAUGCUGAAAGACAAAACACACACGCACACACACACACACACACACACACACACACACACACACACACACACACACACACACACACACACACACACACACACACACACACACACACACACACAUUAAACCACACAUUCAUAAACACACAUAUCAACACACAUUUAGCUGAACUGUAUACAUCUAAACAUAUAUAUGGAUGAAGAUUAGAUAUAGCUAAAGAAUAUGGUGAACAUUAUAUAUAACUGAACGUUAUAUCUUUCUGAACGUUAUGUAUCAAUGAACAUUAUGUAUAGCUGAACAUUGUUGAUAAUGAUGUAAUGCUGAAUAUAUAUUAAAGCCAGCUGAACAUAAUAUUGUAAGAACAAUUCAUUAAGGGUUACAUGAAACUUGGUCGCUGUAACAGUGUGUGAGCAUCAGUCCGUCUGAUGUUGGAGUCAGAGUCACGUCUCUGUGGAUAAUCUCAUCGAGCUGUUCUUCUGAAUACAUCGAUAUGAAGGCGCUAACGGGGCUGCUGCUGUUGGUCUUUGGUCACGCUGUGUCCUCAGAUAUUACUGAUGACAGUUUUUCCUGUUCAAAACUAUUAUUCCAUAGUUGACUACUAAUCAAUAGUUGACUAUUAUUCAAUAGUUUUUUUCAAACGUUUCAAAAGGUUUGUUUCUGGUCCCUGAAUAGAAGACUUUUAGUUGUUGGAUUUCCUUGUAAAACUGAAAACCAUUCGCUUAUCAUCCAAAAUGCGACCAGUUAAUCCACAACAUGAUUAAUCAUUCACUUUGAAUAUUCAUUUGAUGAUGUUGUUCAUGAAUCAAAUAAAUAUAAUCUAUUAUCGCU
Gadus chalcogrammus (walleye pollock) is the source of this 2899-nucleotide messenger RNA. Its product is annotated as major histocompatibility complex class I-related gene protein-like. The transcript is spliced from 10 exons. The coding region runs from base 191 to 1510 and encodes 439 amino acids. The record is from RefSeq and is a predicted model, not a curated record. NCBI's taxonomy places the organism in Eukaryota, Metazoa, Chordata, Actinopteri, Gadiformes, Gadidae. Gene Ontology annotation, cellular component: external side of plasma membrane. Gene Ontology annotation, biological process: immune response.